ACGCAUGGAAAUUCACCCAGUCACACACUCCCUUGUGAAAAGAACGACCAAGAACAACACUUUUUUUGGUUCUGAAGAUUUACGAAAGUCAUCGGGGAUUGGAACAAGGAUUCAUUUCAUACUGCAAAUCCACCAAGAAUGGAAAGACCGAUUCAUGUGCUGGUGUUCUCAGGACUCUGUCUGCUCAUCCGGAGCAUCUCAUGUGAGUUUGUUCUGAUCCCACAGCAGAAGACCUGGGAUGAGGCACAACUUUACUGUAGACAGAAUCACUUUGACCUGGUCACUCUUCACAGCAUUGAAGACUGGACGAAUGUUAAGACAGCAGUUGGACCGGCAUUGAAUUCAGUGGUCUGGACUGGACUUUACAAUGACAUUGACAGCUGGCGCUGGUCUUAUCAAGACGAGCAAAUGACACUUGAGCUUUGGAAAUCUGGACAACCAGACAACAACGCAGGAAUACAGGAAUGCAUUUGCAUUGAUUCCGGAGAAUGGUCUGACACCAAGUGCGCAAGUCCAUAUCCCGUGUUUUGCUACGAUGAAACCAAAGCCGGAGGAGACAGAUUUGUGUAUGUCAACGACAUCGACAGGUCCUGGCAUGAAGCUCAGAGUUACUGCAGACAGCACUACACCGAUCUGGCCACCAUUCGCACUCAAGCUGAGAACGAUCAGCUGCUGCAAGUAUCUGGUAGAGCAUGGAUUGGUCUUUUUAGAGACUCGUGGAAGUGGUCAGAUGGAACAGAUGUCUCCAUGUCCUCCAUUAACUGGAUGUCUACUACACGUGGUGUAACUGGGAAGACCCGACCUUGUGGUGCUGCAGAUACUGCUGGUAGGAUAACUGAUGAAGACUGCUCAACAACCCUUCCAUUCAUCUGCAAAUGGUAUUCAAAGAAGCAGAUUGUGAAGCUGGAGGUGAAAUCUGCCCAGAAUCUAAAUGAUCCUGCAGUGAGAGACACCAUUUUGCAGUGGUUGAAGCAGAAACUGAAGGAUCAUGGGAUAGAGAAGGACACAACAUUGACAUGGAGACUGCAGCCUGAUGGAAAUGUUUUCACACCAAAACAUUAUUGUGAAGAAAUGAAUCCUCAGCCUUGUGACCUUUCACCUGUCUAAUAAUUAGUCAUUCUAUUUAUUUUACUGUAUGUAAACAUGCAGAUGGUAGUUUAUUGGGUUUAAUGGGGCUGUGCUGAGCACAUAAUUCAUACUUUAAAUUUCACUGAUAUUUUAAAAUUUCUUUCUGAAGAUUAGGAAAUAAUGGCUUUAUAAAAUGUUAAAUGAUGACAUUGUUGUAAUUCUGUGUUGUUGUGGUUGUGACGAUUUAUUCAGCAUCUACUGCUACAUGAAUAAUCAUAAACGGGGUUAGUAAAUAAUUUAGACUUUAAUUUUCUUUUAGUCAUCUUAAACUAUAAUUACAAACAUACAUCAGUAAAUUUACAUUAUAUUUAUUCUGUUCAAUUUUAUUUCAUUGCCAUUAUUUAAAUGUGUAGUAAUGAGUUGUAUCCGUAUGAAGUCAAUUUCCAAAGACCUGUGAACUAAAGUUGAGAAAUAAACUGUAUGCUUUAUCUGAUGUUUAGCAAUUUUUGGGGGGCAUCAAUUGUAAGGUUUAACUAUAAAUAAAAGUAAAAUGAAAAAGAAUACUUUCAGUGAAUGAAAACUGAACACUUAUCAAAUACGACGUCCAUUUGAUAUUGUAUUUACAUGAACAAUCAUGCAUUUUAGGUUAAAACACUUCAGUAUGUAGAUUUUAUGCUUUUAAUGUGUCGGUUAACCUUCUUAGGUAAUUCUCACAUCUUUUUAUUUCUAUAAUUUAUUGGUUUACAUAGAGCUUCAUUUCUUAAAAUCAUGAAUUUCAGUGUGGGUGCUUGGUAACUUAUCUGUAUGAAACAAAGACAGACCAAUCUAUUUCUUAUCUGCCCUCUUCCUCCGCAUCUCCUUCAUCCACUGGUCAAGUGAAAUGGCAGCAUUUUGGGGACAGUAUAUGAAUCCAUAAUAGUGCACUGUAAAAAUGAAAUGUAUUUUUACAGAGAAAAAACAGUAGAAUUGAACAGUAACAUCUCAUUUUAAUCAGAACUGUGAAAUUCCAUAAAAAAGCAUACAUUGACACCUAAUGUACAUGUCACCUGUUCUUUAACUGAUUAAAUGUGUUACUGGAGAAAACACUCUAUUUCCUUUAAAUUAAAGUCAUUGUUGUGUAUUGUUAACCUGACAUGUCCUUUAAAAAAUGUUCAUGUUUAUUUUCUUGUCAGAGUUGGAUAAAGUGUAUUUUUACUGAAAGAUCCAUUAGAAUUUCACAGCCAUAUCACAUUUUUAUCAUAACUGUAAAAAAUAUUUAAAAAACACACAUUGACACCAAAUAUAGUCUUUAUUUUCCCAGUUGAAUUUAGCAGCGGCUACAUGUACUAGUUGUGUUAUAUAUUCUAUUUACACCAUGUAGACUUCACAGUUCUUUGUGAUAAAUGUAAAUAUUAAUUAGAUGUUAUCUGUACACUGUAAAAAAUAAAUGUAUUUUUACAGGGAAAAUGCAGUGUAACGUAACAGUAUUUUCACAUUUUUUAUUAAAAUAGUAAAACUCCAUAAAACGCCAUACAUUUACACCAAAUUGACAUUUUUCCAUGUUACUGAAAAACGAUGUUUUCUUUUAAACAAAAGUAAUGAUCAUGAAAUCUGAAAAUGCACUUCUGUCCUCUAGUGAUGAUCUUUCUCUGAUGAAGUGAGUUUGACGGCUUGAGCAGAACAUGUUGUUUUUAUUCAUCAAUCAAUCACAGUAGAAAACAUGAGCCACACCCACUAUUCAUCCUCAUUCAAUAUGAAGUUUCAUUGUGAAAUAUGUCAGAAAACUGAAGACAAUCACCACUUCUGCUUCACAGGGACUUUCACAAAUCAACAUGCUGCAGAACAUGAAUGACUUGAUGUUUCAUUGUUAUUAAAGUCUCCAUUAAUGUGAUCAGUGUUUACUUUAGUUGAGCUCUUCACCCUUCAUCUAAUAUACUGUGAUCUCUCUUUGGGCUGGAAAAUGAAGGACACUCAGAAGAGAAAAUGAUCAGAUUUAUUUGUCUGGUUGAUGAUGAUGAUGUGAAUCGUCUAGUUGAGUGUUGGUAUUAUGUGAUUCAUAUUUUUGUUGGGUGUUUGUUAUAUCUGUGUGAAUGAGCUUCGGCUGAAAGCACAGAUUUCUUGUGAUAACAUUCAUAUGAACAGAUUGAGAAAACAUAAUGUACAUUAAAAUACUGGAGAUGGUUUUUCACACAUAGACAUGAAUAAUCAAUGUAUGAAUCUCAACAGUGGUGACAUUAAAUGAAAAGCUUCAUGUUGCAAUGCAUGCUGGGAAUCAUGGAUGAGUUUUGAACUAUGAUGGUACCCAGAAUGCAUUGCGUUUAUCUGAAUAGUUUGUUAUCACCAUUGUUGAGAUGAACAGGCUGAAUCUUGAUGUCUGCGUAUCUCUCAUGGUUUAUCAUUUUUAAUGUUCAUGAUGUGUUUUAAAGUCCUUCAUAAUAUCACUUAACACUGUAAUGUCUGGGAGCAUCACACAAGCACUUAUAACCAGUGAAUACAUGAAUGGAGACGGCCAGUAGAUGGCGACUCUCACCAUCAGAAAGAACAUGAAAUCACUUUCUCUCAGCUUGUUUCAGUCAUAUUCAAUAUUUCU
Messenger RNA from Triplophysa rosa, 3637 nucleotides. Its product is annotated as putative C-type lectin domain family 20 member A. The record is from RefSeq and is a predicted model, not a curated record. Bases 139 to 1107 code for a protein of 322 amino acids. Lineage: Eukaryota; Metazoa; Chordata; Actinopteri; Cypriniformes; Nemacheilidae. The transcript has 6 exons.